Molecule: messenger RNA, 1082 nt
Organism: Podospora pseudocomata
Lineage: Eukaryota; Fungi; Ascomycota; Sordariomycetes; Sordariales; Podosporaceae
Gene: ALI1
Product: putative NADH-ubiquinone oxidoreductase 30.4 kDa subunit, mitochondrial
Exons: 2
Coding region: 131-991 (286 amino acids)
Molecular function (GO): NADH dehydrogenase (ubiquinone) activity
Source: RefSeq, a predicted model, not a curated record
CCUGACUCAGCCAUGGAUUCGAGCUCCAAGCUUUCGACGUCAAUUGCAAAUCGACCUCGUCAAGCACCCAUAUUCGACUGAGGGCAUUGGUUGAUUCCCAGCAAUUGGCUUCAGCCCCCCGACUCCAACCAUGGCCAGCAAGCUCUGCAGAAGCAGGGCUUUGGCCUCGGCUUUCCGACCAACAACCUCCUCCAUUGCGGCGCCCAUGGUGCGGUGUUUUGCCAACACUGCCCGUAGCAAUGUCGCCGUUCCCAAGGACGCCCCGAACCCCCGCGAGCUUCCCCGCGACCAGAUCGGUACCCUCAAGGCCGCCCCCGUGAACCCUGCCGACAAGUAUCAGGCCAAGGCGGAUGCUAUGCACAAGUAUGGCGCCUGGCUUAUGGGCUGUCUUCCCAAAUACAUCCAGCAGUUCUCUGUGUGGAAGGACGAAUUGACCAUCUAUAUCUGCCCCUCUGGCGUCAUCCCUGUCUUCUCUUUCCUCAAGUACAACACCUCUGCCGAGUUCACCAUGGUCAGCGACAUCACCGCCGUCGACUUCCCCACCCGUGACCAGCGCUUCGAGAUCGUCUACAACCUCCUCAGCAUCCGCCACAACUCCCGCAUCCGUGUCAAGACCUACGCCGACGAGGCCUCUCCCGUUCCCAGUCUUACCCCCCUCUAUGAUGGCGCCAACUGGUAUGAGCGCGAGGUGUAUGACAUGUUUGGUGUGUUCUUCGUCAACCACCCCGAUCUCCGCCGCAUCAUGACAGAUUAUGGCUUCGAGGGUCACCCCCUGCGCAAGGACUUUCCCCUUACCGGCUACACUGAGAUUAGGUAUGACGAGGAGAAGAAGCGCAUUGUCACAGAGCCCUUGGAGCUCACGCAGGCGUUCCGCAACUUUGAGGGAGGCUCCAGUGCCUGGGAGCAGGUUGGAUCUGGCGUGGAUGUUACGCCCGAGACCUUCAAGCUGCCCACACCAAAGCCAGAGCCUCCUAAAGAGGAGAAGAAAUAGAUGGAGAUGAGGGGGAGGGGGGCUUUGUAAAUAUUUUGUGUUACCAAGGCGUUCAUACAGCAGUCUUGUUAAGAGUUCAGUGGGGUGGCAA